AUGUUAGAGAAUGUUAGUGCAUUAGAUAAUACAAAAUUAGAUAGCGAAAAAUCGAAAAAGUGUAAAGGUGUAGCUCAUGUUACUAAUGAAUCAAAAUUAAAGUGUCCUAUAUGCAAAAAGGAUCAUAAAGCCUAUCAAUGUGAAACAUUUAAGAGUUUAAGUGUCAAAUCGAGAUUAGCCGAAGUGCAUAAAGCAAGGCUUUGUCUAAACUGCUUACAUCCAAAUCAUAUAGUUCGCGACUGUAGGUCCAGUGCAUGUAAGUAUUGUAGCAAAAAGCAUCAUUCAUUGUUGCAUUUUCCGAAUAGUGAUAAUGAAAAUAAAAACGAUAAAGAAAAGGAAGUUAAAGCGGAAGUAGAGGUGAGCAAAACAGGCUCAGUAGCUAAUUCAGUAGUAACAUGUGUUCCAAAGUGUACGAACUCUGAAAUUCUUUUGUCCACCGCAUGUGUGCAUAUCGUAGAUAAGAACGGAAAAUUACAUCAAGCGCGGGCGUUAUUAGACAACGCAGCAACACUUAAUUUUAUAACCUCAGAUUUGCUUGCUAAGUUGGAUUUACAACCGGAAAAGGUAAUAGGUCAGGUAAUCGGGUUUAGCGGAAAUGCUACGCGUACUGAAGAAAUUGUAACGGCGACAAUUAAAUCAAAAGUGCAACAAUAUUCCCAAUCGCUAAAAUUUACAGUAGUUGAUAAAAUUACUAGUAGCAUCCCAGAGAGUCAAAUCGAUAUAUCCCAAUUGAAGCUUCCCGAUUCCGUAGCCAUCUCGCAAUUAGCUGAUCCAACGUUUAAUGUACCACAAAAAAUAGAUCUGUUAUUAGGAGCCACAUCCUUCUGGAAUGUAUUGCAAAAGGGACGAAUUCAACUCAAUAACCAACAACCGAUAUUCCAAAACACGAAGCUCGGGUGGAUUUUAGGCGGAAAUUUCACACCCAAUCAAACAUCCUCAACAAAAAUUUGUUGUCUUGUAACCAAUGAUGACCUCAACGAACAAUUAGAGAGAUUUUGGGAGCUUGAGAAAUGUGACCUCAAAAGAGCCAUGACUAUUGAAGAAGCAGAGUGUGAGAAGCAUUUUGAGUCAACUACCUAUCGAGAUAAAGAUGGAAGAUUUGUUGUAUCGCUGCCACUGAAAGGAAAAAUCCAGGAGUUAGGAGAGUCCGAGCACAACGCGAUGAAAAGACAAAAAUCAAUUGAGCGUCGAUUCACGAAUGAUUCAGUGUUUCAGCAACGUUAUAGAGACUUUAUGCAAGAAUAUCAGAAGAUGAAGCAUAUGGAACUAGUUCCCGAGAAUGAGGAAAAACUCAGCGUCGUAAAUUAUUUGCCACAUCAUGGAGUUACGCGCGAAGAAAGUACUACAACGAAACUUAGAGUGGUGUUUGACGCAUCCUGUAAAACGUCAUCGGGUCAAUCACUGAAUGAUUUGCUGAUGGUAGGUCCCAAAGUCCAGCAAGAACUCAUGGAAAUCUUGAUACGGUUUCGACAACAUGAUUAUGUCUUAAUCGCGGACAUUUCAAAAAUGUUCCGUCAGAUCAAAGUGAACCAAAAGGAUAGAUCAUUGCAGAGAAUUCUCUGGCGAGAUGAUCCCAAGGAUUGUAUUCUCAAAUUUGAACUAACAACGGUAACUUAUGGAACGGCAUCUGCACCGUAUCUUGCACAAAGAUGUCUUAAACAGUUGGCACUCGAUAACGAUCAAGCGUAUCCAUCAGCAGCAGCGACAAUUCAUAAUGACUUCUACAUGGAUGAUUUAAUCACAGGGAGUGAUUCUGUAUCACAUCUACAGCAACUAAAACAGGAAGUAGUGAAGAUUUUAGCCACGGCUGGAAUGGAACUCAGGAA
This is a messenger RNA of Cyphomyrmex costatus, 1826 nucleotides long. RefSeq lists its product as uncharacterized. The transcript has a single exon. The annotation marks the transcript as partial. NCBI's taxonomy places the organism in Eukaryota, Metazoa, Arthropoda, Insecta, Hymenoptera, Formicidae. The record is from RefSeq and is a predicted model, not a curated record.